Amoebophrya sp. A120 is the source of this 1467-nucleotide messenger RNA. NCBI's taxonomy places the organism in Eukaryota, Dinophyceae, Syndiniales, Amoebophryaceae. The record is from the annotation of a GenBank genome assembly.
AUGCCAACGAGCAGUGACGGUGCAACAAGUACAAGUUCGGCAAGCAGCUCGAAAAUGACAUUUUUGUUUGCGUGCGUAAAGCUGGGCGCGGCGUUGCUCUUUGCGGGCUACGCUUACAAGGUGUAUGCCGACAGUGUGGUGCUGCAAAAGACUAAGAAAGACGAGGAGGAGAAAGAGAACAAGGAGGUCCGAGAACCUGCUUGCGAGCCCGACCCGUCCGAUAUCGUCAGCAAUCAUGGUUGCGUCGCCAUGUCGCCGGGCCUGAUCACACACAAUGACCCGAACAGCAGUCUCCUCUCCGCUUCAACACCGACUUCCGCUGGAGGUGGUACGGAGCAUCUACAAUUCCUUUGCGGGGGCGGUGCAGCUGGCAUGCCAGGCAGUAGUAGUACCGGCACGAACGGCAUGCUAAACAAGAACAGCAGGGGAAACAACAAGCACCCAGAUCCAGAAAGUGUGCGAAGAAACAUUGAACUCGGACUUGGAGCAACGUCGAAGAAGAAGCCGGAAAACUUGUUCUUCAACCUGCUCGGAUUGUACUUGAAUUUCAAUAUAUGUUAUUGCAAUUAGACCACCUUGUUUCACCAUGAACAUCCUGCAAGAUUUUCACUUGUGAUACAUUCAUAGUGUUUGUGUGUGAUUUACCACGAGAAACUCCACGAUCAUGACACGCAAUGUCUUCAGGUACCAGGGCAUACCAAAGCAAAAGCAGCAGCAGUAAGUCCCGUCAGAACUACAGCGCCCUACGUUCGUGUUAGUCCGCCUGCGCAAGCGGUUCCGCACCGCCAUUCCCUCUGCUACCAUGAGCUUCACUGCGUUUGUUCCUUGAUCUUUUGGUGCAGAGGACUGUGUGUUUUCCAUCUUCCCCAACCGGACGCAGCAGGCACGACGCGCAGCUGAUCACGGAAAGGUUCACACGUCGUGAAGAACGGCGUUAUUUCAUCCGAGUUUCGGGCUUGUUUGCAGCGAGUGAACCGACGCGACAGAUGAACUUGGUGAGCAGGAUUGUGGUAUAAUCCGGAAGUAAGACCACGCGGACGAGGACGACGAGCACGAGGAUGGUGGUUGGCGCUGAAGGGACGCGGUCCGUAUAGAAGGUGGCGCACUUGUUCCGCAUUGACAAGUGGAAGGGACGGACCGCUGGACGACGCCAGGAGUACCGCAGCUUGCGCGAAAAAGUAGUGCGCUCUGGGUCCGGCCAGAAGUAGCUAGUGGCCGAACUACAACGAACUGGACAAGGAUUCCGCGUGCAGACGAUUUUUCGCAAAUGAAGCACCCGAGGAGCUGGUCUUGCUUGUACGAUAGAUAUAGAAACAAAAUAAAAUACCAAUACGGUGUACUAGUACCUGACCGAGUGCGGCUUCCUGCUCGUAGAAGUAGGCGCACUCCUGCUGCGACCACUGCAAAAUGGAAAUUUCUUUGAAGAUUGUGAUUUUUGAAGCGCAUCCACGACCGGACCAUCACCAU